This is a messenger RNA of Neoarthrinium moseri, 4224 nucleotides long. RefSeq lists its product as uncharacterized. The transcript has 2 exons. The coding region runs from base 1 to 4224 and encodes 1407 amino acids. Gene Ontology annotation, molecular function: protein binding. The record is from RefSeq and is a predicted model, not a curated record. Lineage: Eukaryota; Fungi; Ascomycota; Sordariomycetes; Amphisphaeriales; Apiosporaceae.
AUGGAUGCAACUGCCAGCCUUAUUGCGAUUGUCAAUCUCUCUUGGAGUUUAGUCAAAUACAUCAAAGACGUCAAAGAUGGUGGCAAAGAACGAAAGGAGCUCCGCGAGGAGCUAAUCGCAUUGUACGAAGUCUUCGAAGAUCUGAAGUCUGAAUUCGAGUACCAUGAGGCGGGUGAGGCAGACGGCUGGUCGAAGCCGAUCAAGACAUUGUUCAAAUAUGGGGGCCCUGUUGAUCAAUUGAAGGCUGUCCUGGAAGAAUUGACAGGUGCAAUCAUAACGCCAUCUCAGAGAGCCGAGUUAGUUGGGAGAAAGUUGAAAUGGCCAUUCCAGAAAGCAGACAUUGAGAAGCUGCUUGGUAGACUGAGAUCAUUGAAAGGAACCAUCUCUCUCACAUUGACCAGAGCGAGUCUAGAGAUUGGACACAAUAUCAAAACUGGUGUCCAGCAAGUCCACAGUGCCUUGGAAAUAGUUGCAGUCGAAAACGCCGUUAAAUGGAUCUCUUCUCUCGAUUUCAGGAUGUCGCAGAAAGCAGACCAGAAACAGCCUCUGUUUGGUACCGGUCAAUGGUUUCUAGAUGACCCUCAAGUUCGAGGUUGGUCUGAGUGCCGAACUCGAGCAUUAUGGUGUCACGGGAUACCAGGGGCGGGCAAGACAGUUCUAGCAUCUGCAAUGUUUCAGCAGCUUACCGAGCAGAAUUCCACUGCUAAUACCAUGGUGCUCAUGGCUUACUGCUCAUUUGACGACAAGAAUACACAUUCAGCCUACAAUAUACUCUGCAGCUUUGUCAGACAGCUCGUAGAGCAGCAUGGGACCAUGCCGGAGAGUGUGGAGCAGCUAUACGCGGAAUAUGGCAAAGGCUUACAGCAGUCUCGGCCGGAUUUUGCCCGAGUGGUUGAAACCAUUUCAACCGAGCUGAGAAGGUUCGACAACGUCUUCGUCAUUCUAGAUGGCUUGGAUGAGCUCCCAGUUCACCAUCAGAGGACGAAAUUGCUACGUACUCUAGAAUCUCUCGAUCCACUGCCUCAGUUGAUGGUAACGUCUCGUCCUGUCCACCAUAUUUCUGAGUGGUUUUACCAUGAAGCCAGUGAGGGAAGAUACCAGUUACAAGGACACGAUCAACAAAACAAUCAAGCAAGUUAUUGUUGCGACAACUGCGACAAGUCUGCUAGUUUCAGUGAUACCGCUUCAUCGGCCGACUUUGACGUCAAGUCUUUGGGUUCUGGCAGAAUUGGAGGGAGCGAAUGGCGAGACGAAGCUUCAUAUCGAUGCCAGAAUAAGAGUUGUAAUCGUGAUGUUUGUGUCAAUUGUUACGACAAAUACGAGAUAUGUCUCGGCUGCAGUAGCCCCAAGAGUUGCUUCCAGUGGGCUUGGCCCGGAUUUGUGACCAUCACGGCACAAGCUCAAGACCUACAACGCUACAUUGCAUGGAGAAUCGAUACGAGUGAAAACCUGAGCACAAUGACACUGGUUGCUCAACCAAAAUUGAGUGAUUUGAAGAGUCAAAUCAUUCGCACGGUGUGUAGGGAGGCUCAUGGAAUGUUCCUCCUCGCCAAAUUCCAUAUGAACAGCUUAGAAGACCAAAGCAACCCAAGAGAACUACUGAAUGGCUUAAAAACCUUGCCAUCGAACGUCACUGAUAUAUAUGACAGUGUAAUCGGUCGAAUAAGCAAUCUCAAGCAGGCCGCUGUUUUGAAACAUAUGAUCUUGAUCGUUGCCACGGCGAGACAGCUCUUGUCUCUGGAUGCUGUUGCACACGCAAUAUCACUAGACCAUGGUGAUGAAGACAUUGACGAAUUGAAACUUCCGUCUGUCAAGCAUCUUGUCUCAAUGUGUGCAGGUCUACUUGAACUAGAUUAUUCAGGGGUUGUCAGACUUAGUCAUGAGACUAUCGGCGAUUACAUUGCGCAAAACGGGCUCAAAGGUUCCAAGGAUGGUCACAGCACUCUGACUAUGAUCUGUCUAACCUAUCUUCGCUUCACAUCAUUUGCAUCCGGCGCGUAUUCUGGUCCAAAUCACAGUGCGUUGCUUCAAGAACGUCGACAAAAGUACCCUUUGCUGACGUACGCUGCAACCCACUGGGGCAUACACGCCCGCAAGAUGCACGAUGAAAUACAUGGCCCCAGCAUGAUCAGUAAACUGAUAAUGAACUUCGUUUGUGAUGAUGCGCGCAUAUCCUCUGCAUCGCAGUUCAUGUGGCUCGACAACUUGGAGUCUUCGUCGGGCUGGGACGCUGAGAUUGGCGUGCAUGGACUUCAUCUCUGUGCUUACUUCGGGCUCACCGCCAUUAUUUCGGAGUUAUCGACUCAAGUGACAAAUGUCGACGUCGAAGAUUGCCACAAAACCACGCCGCUCAUGUAUGCUGCCCAAAAUGGGCAUACGGAUAUAGUGCACUUUUUGUUGCAUGCAGGGGCUGAUCCUCGUCGAGUAUGCAGCAGGGGAAGCACAGCGCUGCACCGAGCUUGUCGCAAUGGCCGGGCUGACGUCGUGAAGGAGAUCGUUCAAUUACCGAAGGAUAUCGGGGUCAAUGCACUGGACGAGGAUUGUGAGAAUUACUCUGCUCUCAUGCAUGCAAUUUAUUACAACGAUCCCGAGAUCGUAAAGAUGUUGCUGUCGCGCCAAGACCUUGACGUUGAGCUCCGAAGGCCAGGGAGACUGCGGCCACCUAACGCACUUUUGCUCGCGGUCAACUAUGGCCCUCCUGAGAGGGUCAAAGUAUUACUCAGCGACUGCCGCGUGUCGAUAGAGUCGGUAGACUCGGAUCAGAAUACAGCAUUGUCAAUCGCUGCCUCCCAGGGUGACGAGGAUAUCGUUGCACUGCUACUGGACUUUGGGGCCAAUAUCGAAGCCAGGGACUUUUAUGGCGGCACGCCACUAUUCCGCGCAAUCGACAAAAACAGCCUAAGAUGUGUUCAGGUACUCGUUGACCUGGGGGCUGAUUAUGCUGCUAAGGACCGCCUUGGACGUGGUAUACUGCACUCUUGUGCCGUCAACGGGCGUGGCCUGGUCAUGCGCUAUCUUUUAGAAAGCAUUCCUACUCUCGACGUAAAUGUCCAAGGGGACCGCGGUGAGACGCCACUACACGAUGCUGUCGAGUGUAACUCAGAACCCGUUGCGCGCAUCCUUCUUGCCCAUGGAGCCAGAACCGAUAUCGAGGACAACAGCGGACUUACUCCUCUGCGCACGGCCCGUGAUAAUGAACAAAACAGAAUGUUUGAGCUAUUGAGACAAGCACGACUGAGAGAAAAUGAGAAAAAAGACACAAUUCUGUCUAGUCAGACAUCCACCUCAGCCGGCGAAGACGAAAUUAAGCCACCUAGGCGGCGAGACACUCUUGCAUCCGAGCCCGGAAUGACAAUUCACUCAGCCUCUCGUAAGCUCUCCCGGAAACAGUUGGAGAAAUACCUAGAUGAGCUUGGCCCAGACCCCAGUACCUACAUUAACGAGCGCGACAAUCAUUCCAAUUCGCCGUUGCAUAUCGCCGCCGCGUUUGGACUCAAUGACAACGUGCGUCUCCUUCUUGAGCGCGGUGCUGAUAUCAACAGCCGAGACGAAUGGGGCUUCACUCCACUUCACCGUGCCGUUGAGACGCCACCAGGGGUUGAGGUCCUCGACGUGCUCAACAGCCUUCUGCAGCGCCCGAGCUGCGACAUCGACGCCGUGGAAAAUCUGGGCCGCAGCGCCCUUAGCCUCGCAACGGACGAAUGCUUCCACCCGGAGCGCGCUUGCUUCCUACUUAAACGGCAAGCCCGGUUCGAGGCUCACGAUGGCCGACUACUACGGGUGCUCAACUAUGCUGUCCAGACCAACCAGAUAGAUGUAGUCAGCAUCUUGGCCAAGGGUGACGUCCCCCUACACAUCCGAUGCAUGGGCCGCUUGACGCCAUAUCAGCUUGCCAAGCAGGCUGGGCAUGAUGAGCUGGCUCAAUAUCUGUUCGAAUGGAAUCGACGCCGGAAGCAUCUUCAGCCCAACGCGCCAGCGGAAGAACUGGCGUCAAACAUCAAGGAGUCCACUCAGCAGAAUAUCAGUGACGAACCACCAGCCUAUAUCGCAGGAAAAGAAAGAACACUUAUCAACGCUGUCAAAGCCACUCAUAAUUCAAAUCAUGGUCAGAACUACCGCUGGUUGGCACUUUCAGAAUUUGGAAUACACUCAGGCCUCAGCAGAAGGGAACAAGGAUUUGUCAGCAUCAUAAUCCUCUUAUGUGUGUUGCUAUAUUGGAAGUGA